AUGACGGUGACAUACUCCCGCAGGGUGGCAGAUGCCCGACUCGGCACAUUCUCUCACCUGUUACUGCGCUGGAAAGGAAGCAUCUACAAGCUCCUGUACCGAGAACUGCUCAUCUUUACAGUAUUAUACUGCAUAAUCAGCAUCUUUUACAGGUUUCUUAUGAACAAUGGGCAGAAGAGGCAGUUUGAGAAGCUAGCCAUCUACUGUGAUCAGUAUGCACAACUUAUCCCUCUAUCAUUUGUUCUGGGUUUCUAUGUGACCCUGGUGGUAUCUCGCUGGUGGGGUCAGUUUGAGUGUGUCCCAUGGCCAGAUCGCUUGGCUGCAUUGGUGGCAGGACAUGUUCGGGGGGCAGAUGAGGGUGCCAGACUGAUCCGCAGGAGUCUGGUGCGUUAUGCCAACCUGUCUGGUAUCCUUAUAUACCGCUCCAUCAGCACUGCUGUCUAUAAGAGGUUUCCCACCAUGGAGCAUCUGGUACAAGGAGGUUUAAUGACAGUAGAGGAGCUAAGGCAGCUGGAGGACUUGCGCUCUCCCCAUAAUAAGUUCUGGGUUCCCUGCAUGUGGUUUGUCAGUCUGGCUCUCAGAGCACGGACAGAGGGACGCAUUAACAACGAUGUUGCACUGUCUGCCAUUCUAAAUGAGUUAAAUACAUUGCGCUCUCAGUGUAUGAAGCUGUACAGUUACGACUGGAUCAGCCUGCCACUUGUAUACACUCAGGUGGUAACUGUGGCUGUGUACAGUUUCUUUUUGGCUUGUCUAAUUGGCCGUCAGUUCCUUGACCCAGCUCAGGGCUACCCAGGUCACAACCUUGACUUUUACAUACCUGUCUUUACCCUGCUGCAGUUCUUCUUCUAUGUUGGCUGGCUCAAGGUGGCAGAACAACUAAUCAAUCCAUUUGGGGAAGAUGACGAUGACUUUGAGACAAACUGGUUGGUGGACCGCAACUUACAGGUGUCUUUGCUGUCAGUUCAUGAGAUGUAUGACAUGGUUCCAGUAAUUGAGAAGGAUAAAUACUGGAAUGAAUCAGAGCCACAGCCACCAUAUACAGCUGCCAGUGCUCAACACCAAAAACCCUCAUAUAUGGGCUCUGCUUUGGACAUCAGUGUACCUAAAGAAGAAACAGAGUUCCAGAACAACCUGGAGCAGAUUAAGGAGCAUGAGGAGGCCAAUCACUCCACUCCCCUCCUGGGCAGCAUCAGUCGUUUGCUUAGUGUGCAGGCACCAAGUUUCCCACGCUCUUCCUCUUCUUCUAGAAUCUCUCUUCUCCGGCGUCGGCCCCGUGCUCCCUUUAGCCGCUUCCCUCUCUAUCUGCACUCUGAAGUCCCUGCAACACCAAACCAGUGCCAGAAUGUAUCCGAACAUGACAUGGCUGAGUAUGUAUUCUCCUCUUUGCCUUACUGUCAGAGACCUGGAUUCUAUAGCUGCCCACAGACACCCAUUCAUUGUGUGUCUUCGCCUUUAAAUCUCCCUUGUGCAAUACACAGGGCACAAGGAGACCUGGCACAUAGUGCUAGCCCCCUUGCUCACCGUCUGCUUGCUUCCCAGCUGUUGCUUUCUCCUGAUACACCCAACCACAUGGCCCAUCCUUCAUCAUCUGGCUUUCCUUGGGUGGGAGAGGAUGCCCCAGAGAACCAUUCUGUACCUACAUUCUCCUUUCCUGAUCCUAUAGCUGAGACGUGCUCCCUACCCAAAAUGUGGCCCAAUCAGGAGUUGCUGCCCCAUCAUCAUCCUUCACCACCUUGUCUUUCUGUGGACAUGUGUACAUCUAUAGAUGAACAGUCAGGACCAGCAGGUUCCCGAACUGUAAGCGGAGAAGUAGAAAGGGCAUUCUCUUUCAGUCCUUCAUCUCGAAACGCCAUCCAGAGCAGCAUGAGCUCUGGUUGCAUAAAUGUGCCUUGCAUGACCAACAGCAACACCCCCAUCAACAGCCUGGGUAACCUGUGUAAUGUCUCAGGUCUUGAAAGUAGCUCAAGCAUUAAUACAAGACCAGUCAACAGAAGCACAAUGGCACUGACUAACUCAGCCAAUGCUAUAUCUCCUACUGCUGCAGUAACACAACAAACAGCAAAUCAUCACAAUUCCCCCAAUGAUUCUGGGAUCUCACUGUCUGAGGGGGAUUUGCUGGGUGGGUUGCAGUUGCAAAGUGAAACAGUAAUAGCCAAUGGUGUGAGGGAACAGUUCUGA
This is a messenger RNA of Trichomycterus rosablanca, 2181 nucleotides long. RefSeq names its product bestrophin 1 (gene best1). Lineage: Eukaryota; Metazoa; Chordata; Actinopteri; Siluriformes; Trichomycteridae. Gene Ontology annotation, molecular function: chloride channel activity. Bases 1 to 2181 code for a protein of 726 amino acids. The transcript is spliced from 9 exons. The record is from RefSeq and is a predicted model, not a curated record.